Molecule: messenger RNA, 1740 nt
Organism: Trichosurus vulpecula (common brushtail)
Lineage: Eukaryota; Metazoa; Chordata; Mammalia; Diprotodontia; Phalangeridae
Gene: MAPK15
Product: mitogen-activated protein kinase 15
Exons: 14
Coding region: 1-1740 (579 amino acids)
Biological process (GO): protein phosphorylation; intracellular signal transduction
Cellular component (GO): nucleus; cytoplasm
Molecular function (GO): MAP kinase activity; ATP binding
Source: RefSeq, a predicted model, not a curated record
AUGAGCUCGGCCGAGGUGGACGAACACGUGUCCCAGCGCUACCUCAUCAAGCGGCGGCUCGGCAAGGGGGCCUAUGGCAUCGUUUGGAAAGCUGUAGAUCAGAGGACAGGAGAAAUUGUGGCCAUCAAGAAGAUCUUUGAUGCCUUCAGAAACAAGACAGAUGCACAGAGAACAUUCAGAGAAAUCAUGUUUCUCCAGGAGUUUGAGAAUCAUCCCAACAUCAUCCGGCUUCUGAAUGUCAUCAGGGCAGAAAAUGACAGGGACAUUUACCUAGUAUUUGAAUCCAUGGACACAGACCUGCAUUCUGUCAUCCGGAAAGGGAACCUGCUGAAGGAUAUUCAUAAGUGUUACAUCCUUUACCAGCUCCUACGUGCAACCAAAUUCAUUCACUCAGGGAACGUCAUCCACAGAGACCAAAAGCCCUCCAAUGUUCUUCUGGAUGCCGACUGUUGUGUAAAACUGUGUGACUUUGGACUUGCACGUUCCCUGAGUCAACUUCAUGAGGAACCAGGGAACCCAGCUCUGACAGAGUAUGUGGCCACACGCUGGUACCGAGCCCCGGAAAUCCUGUUGUCUUCACACCGGUACACACAGGGUGUGGACAUGUGGAGCUUGGGCUGUAUCCUGGGUGAGAUGCUGCUAGGGAGACCUUUGUUCCCAGGAACUUCUACCCUCAACCAGCUUGAGCUAAUCCUGGCAGCCAUCCCAGCCCCAAGCAAAGAAGACCUCCUGGCCAUUGGCUCAGAUUUCAGUGCUUCUGUCCUCCACCGCAUGGGCCCCCGGCAGCUACUGACCCUGGACUCCCGCCUCCCACCAACCACUCCUCCUGAAGCCCUGGACCUGUUGCAACGACUCCUGGUGUUUGACCCUGAGAAGCGGCUGACAGCGGAUGAGGCUCUGAGGCACCCUUACGUGAGGAGAUUCCACUGUCCAGCCAAGGAACCAGCCCUGGAGUAUGAAGUGAUCCUGCCCGUGGAUGAUGGUGUGCAACUCUCUGUGGUGGAGUAUCGCAACCGGCUAUACAAGGUGAUCCUAGAGCGAAGGGAAAACAAUCAACUUCAAAGACUGCAGAUUCGGAAAGAAGCCCUGGGGGACCUUCCCAGAUCAAGCUCUGUGCCCCUACCCUCCCAGAAGGAUCCCCUCCUGCAAAACUCCACCUCUGAGUCAGCCCAGGCCCCAGGGGAACCUCGAACCUCUGCCCUAAGGGAAUGUCGUUCACAAAUCCCAGGUUCCAGGCCACAGAGUGAACCCUCUCCUUGCCAUGACACCUCUGGUCCCCGGCAGGGGUCAGCACCCUCCAUCUGCCUACAAUAUCGAGGUUUCUCGGGAAAGAGGGGACAGUCAUUUUGGGGUGAUGCUCGCACUCUCACUGGCCCCCCUGGGGAGAAGCCCGGCCUCAGGUGGGCUGUGCCCGCCCCCUCCCUCACUGCCCAGGCGGCAGCUGCAGUGACCAACCAGGCCCUAAUGCGGAAGAACAGCUCCCUGAUGGGUGUGAUGACUUCCACAGGCACCAAGCUGAUCCCUCGCCUGCCUGCUGGCCCCGCUCAGGACGCUCGGGCUCUCCUGCGACCUGCAAGGAGAAUGUUCCAGUCCUCUGCCUCCCAGGGGAGUAUGGGGGCAGCUAAGGCCUCCCUGGGAGGCUAUUCCCAGGCCUAUGGAACCAUUUGCAGGUCAGCCCUGUAUGGUCUGCCCCUCUCUUACUCCUCCCUCCAUCCCCUCCCUCAUGUACCUCCAUCCUGA